Molecule: messenger RNA, 1410 nt
Organism: Pungitius pungitius (ninespine stickleback)
Lineage: Eukaryota; Metazoa; Chordata; Actinopteri; Perciformes; Gasterosteidae
Gene: onecut3b
Product: one cut homeobox 3b
Exons: 2
Coding region: 1-1410 (469 amino acids)
Biological process (GO): regulation of transcription by RNA polymerase II
Cellular component (GO): nucleus
Molecular function (GO): DNA-binding transcription factor activity, RNA polymerase II-specific; RNA polymerase II cis-regulatory region sequence-specific DNA binding
Source: RefSeq, a predicted model, not a curated record
AUGGAGCUCACCAUGGAGAACCUUCACAGCCUCUCCUCGCACUCCCAGGUGGGAGACCUCAUGAGUUCCCCGCACGCACGGCCGUCGCCGUCCCCCAGCUGCGCUCCCCGGAAUCUGGUCUCCCAUGCUCCCGGCGCGCGGUCUGCCAUGGUUUCCGGCAUGGCUUCACUCCUGGAGGGCUCCGGCGGGGACUACCGGACAGAUCCGUCCGCACUGUCUGGACACCUGCACCCGUCCAUCAGCAUGUGCGACACCGGGAUGAGCCUUAGCAACACGUACACCACGCUGACCCCGCUGCAGCAUCUACCUCCGAUAUCCACCGUGGCGGAUAAGUUUCACCACCCGCACUCACACCACCAUGCUUCCUCCCAUCAACGACUCUCCACCGGGAACGUCAGCGGCACCUUCACGCUGAUGCGGGACGACCACCGGGGGCUCGCCUCCAUGAGCAACCUUUACAGCCACUACCCCAAAGAGAUGUCCGUGGCAGGCAUGGGUCACAGCUCGCUCUCCCCGCUGUCCAGCGGGCUGGGUUCUUUGCACAACUCCCAGCAGCCGCUGUCUGCCUACGGUCCGAGCGCGCACCUCUCCUCUGACGGCAAGAUGCUCUCUCCUGUUUCGGGGUUUGAGUCCCACGCGUCCAUGCUGUCCCGAAGUGACCAAGAGCACCUGGCUAGGAGUUUAGGGGGCCACGGCCACGGUAUGAUCUCAAACCUCAACGGCAUGCACCACCACCCGCACAGUCACCUCCACUCACAGGCGAACGGCGCGGUGAUGCUUGGGGAGCGAGAAAGGCACGGGCACGGAGCCGGGCAGGCGGGAUCAGGCAUGCAGGGGGAAGAAAUCAACACAAAAGAGGUUGCUCAGCGGAUAACGGCCGAGUUAAAGCGGUACUCUAUCCCUCAGGCCAUAUUUGCCCAGAGGAUCUUGAGCCGGUCGCAGGGAACCCUCUCAGACCUGCUACGGAACCCCAAACCCUGGAGUAAGCUCAAGUCGGGCCGGGAGACCUUCAGGAGGAUGUGGAAGUGGCUGCAAGAGCCCGAGUUUCAACGGAUGUCUGCACUCCGGCUGGCCGCAUGUAAACGUAAGGAGGAGGACCGAGGACGAGAGCGCAACCAGGUGCCAAAGAAGCAGCGGCUGGUCUUCACCGACCUGCAGCGUCGCACCUUGGUAGCCAUCUUCAGAGAGAACCGCCGCCCCUCCAAGGAGAUGCAGAUCACCAUCUCCCAGCAGCUGGGCCUGGAGCUCUCCACCGUCUCCAACUUCUUCAUGAACGCACGCCGCCGCUGUACGGACCGCUGGGGCACGGAAGAGCACAGUCAUGGGAUGCACGGCCACAACCACAACAACAACAACUCCUCACCAAACCAACCUGGUACCUCCUCCGCCGCCACUUUCUCUACGGCCUGA